Aaosphaeria arxii CBS 175.79 is the source of this 826-nucleotide messenger RNA. RefSeq lists its product as uncharacterized. The record is from RefSeq and is a predicted model, not a curated record. Bases 208 to 729 code for a protein of 173 amino acids. The transcript has a single exon. NCBI's taxonomy places the organism in Eukaryota, Fungi, Ascomycota, Dothideomycetes, Pleosporales.
CGGGGAAAUAACGGGUACGACACUUUUUUUUUUCCUUUCACCGCUGUGGACCCAUGGAGUUCUCACGUUCGUAAUGCUUUUUUAUUUUGCACACCUUGCAUCUGGGACUUGGGUUAUUACUGUUCAUUGAUAUAUCGCGGCGUCAAAACGGGGAACUUGAGGGACUGACUGAACUGGUUUAAGCAUUUCGGGGCCAAAGAUGGGGAAAUGCUGAAACUAUUUUGCAUCAUCAUUGUUUUUUCUUUUCUUUCGUUUUGGAUACCAGAGGGACGAGGGACUCUGAUGCUUUCACGCAUAGAGGGAAGAUGUAUUUGUAGAUUCUGUUUUGGCAAUAAGUCGGGCGGGCAUAGCAUUACUCCCGGGCAGAUGAUGGCGCCGGGGGGAAUUAACUGCUCCGUUGACUAUGGCAUAAUAGACGACGCUGAAAAGCAUUUCAUCCGAACGUCUCCUCUACUGAUUAGCGUGACAAGGAAUUGGGAUUGCUCGCUUGAAGCAGUUGAGAACUGUGAAAUUGCAUCCCAAAUUAUGUUCCUAGGACCAUUAAAGAUAGCUUCUACCUGUCAUACGUACCAUCGUCACCAUCGUCGUCCACACAAAGUAUUUAGCCACGUGAAUGCGCGGCCCACGCUAACCGCAUCCAUCCUAAAACGGCCGUCGCGACCACCACCACCACCAAACCACCACCCAACUAACCCGUCUUUCCACCCCACCACCAAACGUGACAUCUAAUCCACCAAACCACCAUCUUCCCUCAAAAAAGGAAAAACAACCACCUCAAAAUCCAAUUGUACAGAACACACCCACCACACCAAAACCACAAGGACCA